Messenger RNA from Adelges cooleyi (spruce gall adelgid), 1014 nucleotides. RefSeq lists its product as uncharacterized. NCBI's taxonomy places the organism in Eukaryota, Metazoa, Arthropoda, Insecta, Hemiptera, Adelgidae. Bases 172 to 831 code for a protein of 219 amino acids. The record is from RefSeq and is a predicted model, not a curated record. The transcript is spliced from 5 exons.
GACAACGUAUUGUCGGAUUGACAAUAUCUCUAUACUGUGUAAAACUAAUAACCAAAAAUAAUGUGUUUAAACUCUGCGUAAAAAUUCCGUACAUCAUUUAGCAAGCUGCACUAUCAAACAAAAGCCAUUUUAAAAUUAUUCAAUUUACGCGUCUAUAUACACGGUCGUACAAUGAAGAUCAAUGUCUUGUGUCUUUUAUCCGCGCUGCUAGUUAGUUCUAUAAAUGUCGUUUCGGGUCAUCAAUGUCUUGAUUUAAAGCCUAUGAAAGGUUUCGAAAUGGAAAAUUUUUAUGGAUCAUGGUACGUCCUUAAAACGACGAUGCCAUAUACGAGAUGCGUAGCGUAUGAUGUAUACAGACAGAAUGUCAAAAGGUUUAAAUCUAUUACUAAUUACGGAUAUUUUUAUGGAUUAUUGGAAACCAAUUCAGAUUUACCAUCAAAAAUGCUUUUUGCUGAUCCUAAAGAUGAUUAUUCAAAUCCUGAAUUUACGAAAUCACCUUUUAUUGUGUUGAACACCGACUAUGUAACCUACGCGACAGUAUUCAUGUGCAUAAAAAAGCAAGAUGGCCCUGGCUUCAAACAUUUUGUAUCCAUUUUAUCCAGAACAGAGAAAUUCUUAGACACAGAAUUGCUAAAUAGUUUGGUCUUAAAUAUAAUUCAGUUAAAUAUUGGAAAACUCAACCACGUUGACCAAAAGGACUGUAACUAUUCGAGUCUCGUCGAAGAUGGUUAUGAUAUGAAUGUCUUUCACAACGAGACACAUCGUAAACCCUACGUUUCAAUCAAAUGGAUGUUUGUACCUGAACCACACGAAGACAAUCAAGUUGAUUAAAUACGAAUAAAUUGUAGAUUUUGAAUUAAGUAUAAAUUAUAAUCAAAAGUAAAAGGUCACCAGUCAGUACUGUGUUCCAACCCAAUUGGGCUGGCUUUUGUUUUAUAAUUGUACAUUUAAAUAUUUCUAAAACUGUAUAAUAACAAUCGUUUUAAGCCUACUCCACCUCCACUAAUAUUUAUU